CUAUGCUUGAUGACUGCUGAAAGAACAGGAUGGACAGGCGAGCGAGCGGACCAACCAGGGCGGCGGAGCCGCGGAGGAUAGAGACCGCAGCGGCGCGUUCGAUUUCGAUCCGGAUUCCGACCGUUCGACUCGGGCUGGGUCGUACAAAUUCCCGUCCACUUUCGUCGUGCUUGCCCCUUUCUCUUCUUUUGCUAGCGCAGCGCCUUUCCUCGUCCUUUCCUCGGGAAGAACUCGCAUCGCGUGUCUCCCGUCCCCCGAAAUAUCCACCCAAGAACAUCUUCUUCUCCGCCUCGGCUCCAAGCUGCAGCACCGCCCUGCCAAGUCUCCAACCGCCGCCCGCGCCGAUCCGGCGACCCCCUGCGCUCUAACCCCACGCUCAGUCGAUCUGCGCGGCCGCGGCGAUGGCGGAGCAGGAGCAGCGGCCGCUGCUCGAGGUAGAGCAAUGUGUCACAUCUAUACCAGAAGAUCAUGAAGCCACGUGUUGGGGCUGUGGGCUCCGGCUUGUUUUUGCAAGUUAUUCACCUGUCUAUAAGUGUGGCUGGUGCGGAGCAAUUACACAAAGCAACCAGACUGCAAGAAAACCUGAUAGUGUAUGCUUUUCCCACUGGAGGCGUUUACGGGACACGUUCUUUGUGACUGUGCUCAUCCUCUUCAUGCUCUUUGUUAUAUGUGGUGGGGUCUGGGCGGUGUAUCCAAUUAUUUUCUCAGUCAGCAAAUUUUGUGGUAUUUUUCACUGCAUGGUAACAGCUAUCUUGGCUUUAUGCACCAUCACAAGUUAUUGUUUGGCCUCUUUUAAAUCUGCUGGUGCACCAACAAGCAUACGAUGGGGCAGCUAUCCCAUGGUUGGGAAAAAUGAUCUUGAGAACUACACGUUUUGUACAUACUGCAAUAAACCAAAGCCCCCAAGAGCACAUCACUGCCGAUCUUGUAAAAUGUGUGUGGUGGACAUGGAUCAUCAUUGCCCAUUUAUUGGCAACUGUGUGGGAGCAUCGAAUCAUCAAGUUUUUGUGAUUUUUCUGAUAUCUGUGGUUAUAAGUUGUGCUUAUGCUGCUUCAAUGACCAUAUAUGCUAGUUACAAGACAUGGCCCUCUGUCGAUUUCCCAAAUCUAGAAUCGUCUCGUCAUUCAAUGAGUUCUGUGAAAAUAUUGUUGGAGAUCAUUACUACCAUAGCGGGAUCUGCAUUCUUCUUGUCUGCAAGGGGUCUAGUUCUGGUAUACCUAGCGUUUGCUAGUUUAUCAGUCAAUGCUGGUAUAGGUGUCUUGCUGUGCCAGCAGCUUAGCUAUAUCUAUGAAGGAAAUACAUAUCUCAACCAUCUAAGUUCACCAAAUGCCAUGCAUGGAGAGAGAGGGUUGCAGAACAUUGUUAGAUUUUUUGGGUGCCCCUACCCAAUAUCCAGAGCUCUGUUGCGAUACUCAAAUACUGGCAAGUUGCAGGAUAAUUCAGGCUCCAAACUUCUUUAGAGGUAUGCCCCAGCGAUUAUGACUUGUAUGGAACUAUUUGUAUGCCCACAGAAUUGUAAAUCUCCGUUGACCACCAUCAGAUUAGUUUGUAUAAUUGAAGUUGUUCUGGAAUGCAAUACUCAUGAUAAUCCAUGUUCUGGAGAAAGCAUUAGUUCUCCAGUGGAUGUUUCUCUCACAUUGAUUGGCCUGCACUGACAAUCAUAAGGUGCUGAUGGUCUUGCAAUAGAUUGCAAUAUCUGAAAUUCUGCGCAUCGUCACUAUCUUGACGCUUGGUUGCUCCAAAGAAAUGGACAUCAGGAUUGAGUUGGCAAUGGUUUUGAGUGAUGCUAGUUGCUAGGUGGUCGCGGGGG
This is a messenger RNA of Panicum hallii, 1810 nucleotides long. Its product is annotated as protein S-acyltransferase 11. Bases 402 to 1460 code for a protein of 352 amino acids. Lineage: Eukaryota; Viridiplantae; Streptophyta; Magnoliopsida; Poales; Poaceae. The record is from RefSeq and is a predicted model, not a curated record. Gene Ontology annotation, molecular function: palmitoyltransferase activity. The transcript is spliced from 5 exons.